Messenger RNA from Saimiri boliviensis boliviensis (Bolivian squirrel monkey), 654 nucleotides. RefSeq names its product actin-like protein 8. Lineage: Eukaryota; Metazoa; Chordata; Mammalia; Primates; Cebidae. The record is from RefSeq and is a predicted model, not a curated record.
UCUGGCUACGGCCUGACCCGCGUGCAGCCUUUCCACCAGGGCCGCCCCUUGCCGUACAGCGGCAAGACGCUGGAGUUCGCCGGCCAGGAUCUCUCUGCUUACCUCCUGAAAAGCCUCUUUAAGGAAGAUUGCGAUAGACGCAGCGUGUUUCAGCUGGAGACGGUCGCCGUGACUCAGAUGAGCAAGUGCUACGUGCCGCAGACUCUGGGGGAGGCCCUGGACUUUCGUGAGAGCCAGCAGAGUGGCUUGAAUAAGAGCAACACCUAUCAGCUCCCAGACGGCUCCCGCGUGGAGCUGACACCCAUGCAGCACGUGGCUCCUGAGAUGUUCUUCAGUCCGCAGAUGUUCAAGCAGCCAGGGAACAGCAUCCCACAGGCCAUCCUGGAAUCCGUAGAGUCCUGUGAGAUCUCCCUGCGCCCCCUGCUGGCCUCCCACGUGAUGGUCUGCGGGGGCAACACCCUUUAUCCCGGGUUCGCAACACGCCUGUUCAGGGAGCUGAUGUGGGAUCAUUUCUCCUCCGUCAGAGCCACGGUCUGGGCGGGUUCCAAUAGAAACUUCAGUGUCUGGCUAGGAGCGUCCGUGGUGGCUCACCUUUCUACCUACCAGUCUGAGUGGAUGUCCCGAGAGGAGUAUGGUGAGCGUAUGAGGGUGUGA